UGGUGAUGAACAGAAACAAUUCUCUCUUUUUCCUCCAUUAAUAUUUCCCCAUCUUUCUCUAUAACAAAUAUAUCUACAUAUACACACAUAUAUAUAGAUAUAAUUGUGUAUGACAAUUACCAUUCCAAGUAAAGGUAUGAAAAUACCUUGGAAGGUGGUGUCUACCAUUGCUGCAUUAUUAUUGGUCUUGUUUUGUUUUAGCAUCCAGACAUGUAACGCUCAGGAUUACGGCGAUGACUCAUUAUCACCGCCUGCGCCACCUGCACCACCACCAGAACAAGAAAAUUGCAAUGGCAUCUUCCUUUCAUAUAACUUCGAGUCGAGAGAGAAGGAAUACCCUCUUGUGAAGAACGUAUCUGCACAAGCAUGGAAAUUCAAGUCCACGGCGACGAUCGUAAACGCCGGGGCAGACGAGCUCAAGGCCUGGAAGAUGUUCAUAGGGUUCCAGCACGACGAGAUACUGGUGUCGGCUACGGGGGUUUCUGUGGUGGACGGGGAUGGCUUCCCGGCUAAAGUCGGGAAUGGAACCCACCUUGUUGGAUACCCACAGACCAAUUUGAAGACGGCUAUUGAUACCGCCGGGGAUUUCGAACAGAUGUCGGUGAAGAUAGAGAUGACUGGAACGCAGUUUGGGGUGUCCCCCUCCGCCACUCCGUUGCCCAAGACUAUAAGGCUUGAAAACGAGGGGUUCAAGUGUCCCGCACCAAAGAAAAAUCCCAGCGGCAUGAUUGUUUGCUGUAAGAAGGAUCCAAAGUUCAAGCCCAAAAAUGUUACAACAAAAUUCAUGCCUCGCCAGUAUGGCGAUCUCUCCCUCACCUACGACGUAACACAAGCAUUCGAAGGCAACUACAUGGCUCAAGUAACCAUAGACAACAACCAUCCGCUUGGCCGUCUUGAUCACUGGAACUUGACCUGGGAAUGGAUGAGAGGAGAGUUCAUUUACAGCAUGAAAGGAGCUUACACUCACAAAAAGGACUCCUCUGAGUGCAUUUACGGCGCAGCCGGAAAAUACUACAAGAGCAUGGAUUUCACUCCGGUCAUGAACUGCCAGAAAAAGCCGGUCAUCUCCGAUCUCCCUCCCGAGAAAGAAAAUGACCAAAAAAUAGGAAAAAUACCAUUUUGCUGCAGGAAUGGGAGUAUUUUACCAACCACCAUGAAUGAGACCAAGGCAAGAUCCAUCUUCCAAUUGCAAGUCUUUAAGAUGCCUCCUGACCUGAACCGGACCGCCUUUAAUCCCCCCAUGAACUGGAAAAUCGACGGUGUUCUCAAUCCCGACUACAAAUGUGGUGCUCCGAUUAGGGUAGAGCCUACCGAAUUCCCGGACACAAGUGGUCUUGCGGCUACUUCUUCAGCAGUUGCAACUUGGCAAGUGACAUGCAACAUUACCAAGCCUAAGCCUAAGGCCAAUCGGUGCUGUGUUACCUUCUCCGCUUACUACUCUGACGCAGCAGUGCCUUGCAACACCUGCGCUUGUGGCUGUCAAGAGACUAAACAUUGCAAUGCCAAUGGCCGUGCGUUGCCUCUCCCUCCGGAAGCUCUUCUUGUGCCUUUCGACAACCGGACACUGCUAGCAAAAGCUUAUGCCUCACUUAAGCACCAACAAGUCCCUAAAAAAAUGCCUUGUCCAGAUAACUGUGGGGUGAGCAUUAACUGGCACAUUGACACUGAUUUCAAUACGGGGUGGACGGCUAGGAUGACGCUAUUCAACUGGGAUGCAUUCCCAUUUGAAGACUGGUUCACUGCCAUUCAGAUGAAAAAGGCUUUUCGUGGUUAUGAAAAUGUGUAUUCCUUCAAUGGUACAAAGUUGCCUAAGCUCAACAACACCAUCUUCUUCCAAGGUUUAAAGGGAUUGAACUAUUUGGUGGGAAUAACAAAUGGGACUAAUCCUAUAAAUCUGAGAGUGCCCGGUAAGCAGCAAACAACCAUUUCCUUCUUGAAAAAGAACACGCCCGGCAUAAAUGUAGCAAAAGGAGAUGGUUUUCCUACAAGAGUGAUCUUCAAUGGUGAAGAGUGCGCACUUCCUACCCAUCUUCCUACAAGAAAUGGUGGUCGAAGAUCUCCUGUUAAUUUCGUGCUAACCAUUUUCGUCAUGGUUGUGACCUUCGUGCUGAUCAUGGAUAGCUCCUCCCAUUGAUGACCAUUCAGAAAAUUUGCAUCAAUUCUGUUUUCAAAUUGUAGGUAGAGAUAAAGUUGUGCACUUGGUCUGGUGGAUAUAUAGAGUACACGAGAAGAACUAGACCACGAGUUUAACUUGAUUUGCAGAAGCAGAUGUGGACAUCAGAUCGCAAAAAUUGAAGGCAUUACAGUUCUUUGUAUGAAUUAAUAAUAAACUACUAGCAGUUAUGGUA
Molecule: messenger RNA, 2348 nt
Organism: Cornus florida
Lineage: Eukaryota; Viridiplantae; Streptophyta; Magnoliopsida; Cornales; Cornaceae
Product: COBRA-like protein 10
Exons: 3
Coding region: 110-2134 (674 amino acids)
Biological process (GO): cellulose microfibril organization
Cellular component (GO): membrane
Source: RefSeq, a predicted model, not a curated record